AUGGAUACGGAAAAGCUGAAGAAGAUGCAGCAGUCGGUGCGCAUUGCGAUUCUGCAAACACACAGAGGCAAAGGCACGCCGCGAAGAAAGGUCAAGAAGGUGCACAAGAGCGCCGGCACGGACGACAAGAAGCUGCAGACCGCGCUGAAGAAGCUGAACGUGCAGCCGAUCCAGGCGAUUGAGGAGGUGAACAUGUUCAAGGCGGACGGCAACGUCAUCCACUUCUCGGCACCGAAGGUCCACGCAGCCGUGCCCGCCAACACCUUCGCCAUCUACGGCAACGGCGAAGACAAAGAGCUGACGGAGCUCGUGCCCGGCAUCCUGAACCAGUUGGGCCCCGACUCGCUAGCCUCGCUGCGCAAGCUGGCCGAGAGCUACCAGAGCAUGCAAAAGGACAAGGGCGAGGGCGAGUCCAAGGACGACGACGAUGACGACAUCCCCGACCUGGUUGCGGGCGAGAGCUUCGAGAACAAGAACGAGGUUGAGUAG
Coniosporium apollinis CBS 100218 is the source of this 489-nucleotide messenger RNA. Its product is annotated as nascent polypeptide-associated complex subunit beta. The transcript has 3 exons. Gene Ontology annotation, cellular component: nascent polypeptide-associated complex; cytosol. The coding region runs from base 1 to 489 and encodes 162 amino acids. Lineage: Eukaryota; Fungi; Ascomycota; Dothideomycetes. The record is from RefSeq and is a predicted model, not a curated record.